CCUCUCUUGUCUGAGUUGAGCUGCAUAUCUUUUGCGCAUCCACCUCUCUCCUCCAAGAAACGCCCAAACUCUCAAAAUCAGUCGUCAGUCACAUGUCUGCUGCUACUGGUGGACGGCUGUGGUGGGCACUCCUACUGUAUUUUGGAACUCAAAAGCUUGAACGCGCAUAUUCCAACUGCACAGCGCUUUGUCAAGGUGCCCUGAAAGCAGUGGGUACGCACUUACCGAUCUACAGUUUCCGCGGGCCAGCGCUGACAUUCACCAUUCCCCACAGAGGUCCACGAGAUGUCACAACCUACUUCAUUACAUUAGUAGCAAAUUACCUACUGCUGACUUCUUGGCGCCGACAUUUGUGUGCACAUGUGUUCCGUAUGGAACCAUCAGGAUGACUGUUUAGAAUAGUUUGAUCGCAUAUAGAAACGUAGGUUACCAGAACAUCUUCUCGACGAGUCGGUCCGGGACAUCUCUUGCGGCAGUGCGUGUAUGUGCUUGAGACCGAGAAGCACCCGCUCUAGCCCGCAGGAGAUUAUGUGGGGGCGCUUUCUGACCUCUACUGCAUCUUGUCGGUUCUUCUUGUGCAUUUCGCCGCUGAGAGGAUAGCCGUGUCCCGUUGAGGAUGCCUAACAGGAUGUCCAGAUAUUUGGUGGGCCGAGACUGUUUCAGAGGAGAGAGAAGUGGCAUUUAAAGCAUAAUAAUUAAAUUAUGCUGAAGACGCAGUCCUGAAGAUUGAUGGAGGGCCAUGCUAUUCAAACAGCAGGCGUUGCUGAGACAGAAGCUCUUUGUGCUGGGCAGCCUUGCUAUCGGGAGUCUCCUCUAUCUAGUGGCCAGGGUUGGGAGCUUGGAUAGGCUGCAGCCUAUUUGCCCCAUAGAGAGCAGACUGGGCCCUCUUCACCUGCCGGAGCAGAUCCCUCUCCGGACCCUGCAGUAUAAGCGUGGUCUGCUCCACGAGCUCCGCAAGGGCAAUGCCACCAAAGAGCAGAUCCGCCUGCACAACCUGGUGCAGCAGCUGCCCCGGGCCAUCAUUAUCGGGGUGCGCAAGGGAGGGACGCGCGCCCUGCUGGAGAUGCUCAACCUGCACCCGGCGGUGGUCAAGGCCUCGCAGGAGAUCCACUUCUUUGACAACGACCAGAACUACGCCCGGGGCAUCGACUGGUACCGGGAGAAGAUGCCAUUCUCCUUCCCCCAUCAGAUCACCAUUGAGAAGAGCCCCGCCUACUUCAUCACAGAGGAGGUCCCCGAACGCAUCUUCAAGAUGAACUCUUCCAUCAAGCUGUUGAUUAUUGUGCGCGAGCCCACCACCAGAGCUGUGUCCGACUACACACAGGUGCUGGAGGGCAAGGAGCGCAAGAACAAGACCUACCACAAGUUUGAGAAGCUGGCCAUUGACGGAAACACGUGUGAGGUGAACACAAAGUAUAAGGCGGUACGGACCAGCAUUUACACCAAGCACUUGGAGCGCUGGCUGAAGUACUUCCCCGUGGAACAAUUCCACAUUGUGGAUGGGGACCGUCUGAUCACGGACCCGUUGCCAGAGCUGCAGCUCGUCGAGCGCUUCCUCAACCUACCGUCCAGGAUCAGCCACUAUAAUCUGUACUUCAAUGCCACCAGGGGAUUCUACUGCCUGCGAUUUAACAUUGUCUUCAACAAGUGCCUGGCAGGCAGCAAGGGGCGCAUCCACCCUGAGGUGGACCCUUCGGUCGUGGCCAAACUGAGGAAGUUCUUCCACCCCUUCAAUCAGAAGUUUUAUCAGAUCACUGGCAGAACAUUCAACUGGCCCUGAGAAACGAAGGGAAGGUCUAUAUAAAUGUGUUAACUAAUGUUGUUCUGUUGACAUUUUUAAGAUGUCAACCUCAAAAAUAUUAAAGGAUAUUAAAAAGCACUUUGAUUGAAUUUAACACCUAUGAGAAUGACAAUGUGACCAAAUAUGUAACAGAAUCAAUGUAUGUUUGUUUGUAAAUAUGUAAGGGGGGGGGGGCGGAGGAAAAAUGGUUUGUGAGUUACAAAACAAUUCAGUUUAUUGCGCCUGAUCUUCAUGUGUAAUAGUUCACCUGUUUGACACUUUUCCCCAUUUAUAAACUCAUAAUUUUGCCAUCCUCGCUCACAGUUUGACAUUUAUUGGGGUGAGUCUUGUCCUUGAGGCAGAACUGAACGAUUUCCGCUAGAUGGGCCAGUUGCAAAGUCAAAAUUCACUAUAUGGUAAAAAGUAUUUAUUUAAUAUUUAGGAUUAGCAGUGUGGUUAGGGUUAAGGUUAGAUUUAAAAUCUGAUUUUAUGGCUUUGUGGCUGUGCCAACUAGUGACCACUCUGCAGAUCUGCCUCCAGAACAGGUUUCAUGACAAAAAAAACACUGACCCCCGCUCAUCUCUCAGCCAAUAUUGAAUGAAGGGUAUACUCUCAAAUGUGAGAUAGACAUGAGAUUAUUUUAAGAACGGUGUGGCUUUUAAAAGGAGACUUGUCAGUCAUCGACACACAUAUUUUACAGAUUGAAACGCGUUCAUAAACCUAUUUGUGUGAAAAUGUUUCAUAUUAAAACAACCUUGACGAAGACGUAAGCCAACAUGUUCUUACCGUUCUGAAUGUGAUAGUCAUGCAUUUAUUUCCCUCUCAUUUAGAUGUUGUUUCAUAUGUGCAAUGAACAUUGUUUUGUUUUAUGUAUUCCAGUAUCAUUCUUUAAACAUUAUUCCAGUAUCAUUCUUUAAACCUUUAUUUGUUUCUAUGUUGUUUUUAGAUUUAUUCAUGUUCUCCACUACCAUGAAGUGCUUGUAUCUGUAAUAUAACUCAGAAAUCUAGAUUGUCAAGAGGGAAUAGGAGCAUAGCAUUUCUCACCAAAUUCUGACUCAGAUAAAAAAAAGGUCUUGUAUGUCAAGCAUUUAAAUGUUGCAUAAGGGAUUUGAGUGGUAACUUUGUCCCCCCCAGUAUUGAAAUUGUUUGUCAUUGCCCUUGGCCAAAAGCCAUUGUAAAAAGUUAUUUGUUAGUUACUGUCAAACCAUCUAAUGCUUAUUCUACUACAAUUACCAGAUUUGUUUUAUGUGCAAAUAGCCACUCUGUAUCAUAAGUGUAUUGUUCUGUAACAAAAAAAAAGGAUUUCAUUAAAAUAACAUUUAAACAUGUGU
This is a messenger RNA of Oncorhynchus keta (chum salmon), 3111 nucleotides long. RefSeq names its product heparan sulfate glucosamine 3-O-sulfotransferase 5. Gene Ontology annotation, molecular function: [heparan sulfate]-glucosamine 3-sulfotransferase activity. The record is from RefSeq and is a predicted model, not a curated record. Lineage: Eukaryota; Metazoa; Chordata; Actinopteri; Salmoniformes; Salmonidae. The coding region runs from base 740 to 1780 and encodes 346 amino acids. The transcript is spliced from 4 exons.